Phaeoacremonium minimum UCRPA7 is the source of this 1428-nucleotide messenger RNA. RefSeq lists its product as hypothetical. Bases 1 to 1428 code for a protein of 475 amino acids. The record is from RefSeq and is a predicted model, not a curated record. Lineage: Eukaryota; Fungi; Ascomycota; Sordariomycetes; Togniniales; Togniniaceae. The transcript has a single exon.
AUGGAGGCAGCGGAGAAGCUUCACGCAGAGAAGAACCUGGCCGGCUUUGAAGAACUUCUCGCCGGCAAGUUUGGGAUCGAGCUACGAAAACCCGAAGAGCUCACCAAUGGCAUUCACUCUGUAUCAGGAGACGCUCAAGCUGUAAACAAGACUGAUGCUGCAUUGCCUGACUGGGUUUGGCCAGAGUCACGUUCACACUACCCUCGAGCAGACCGACGUUGGAUCAUUUACGCCAUUACAAGAGUCUUCGCGUGGCAUGCUUCGGAGGACAACAGUGACAGUGGCCUCAGACUUGAGUGUCAGCUACCGGAGAGCAGCCUCUUGAACUUUUUAAUUGACGCUGGCCACCUCACCGUAUCCAACCUCAAGUCAGCCUUCAAGAACGAGGUCAGAGAUGUGGACGAUAUUGAUAUUGUUCUUGGAGAGUCCAUCCCGCAGUUGCUUGUCCAGGUGGAGCCAACUUUUGAGUUUCUCCUGGCUUAUCUCUAUUCCACCAAGCUUGGCGAGGUUGAGCUUCUCACUUCGGUUAGGUUAAUCAUGCAGAGUCUCGAGCUCAUUCAAGAUCCUACAAAGAUGGCUCCCAAACUGCUUACCUUUUCUUCUCACGAACUACCUACAAACGGCGAGGACGGUGAAGCCGGUGAGUACGGCGAGAUUGGAAUGGAACUUGAUCGCCUCGAGCAAGAAAUCCAAGUAACAGAGUCUUACUUGGGUGACCAGUCCAGCACUCGGGCUAAGGGCUUGAGUGUUGCGUUUGGCAAACUGGGCAGCUGUCCCCCCAUCCUGACCAUCAGAUUCCUCCGCCAGCAUUACAAGCCUGAAGAGAUCCUUUCGCUUAUCUACGUGCUACGAAUGGAGCUUGUAAAGGAUGGAUGGACGACACGAUAUCUCGAUACUACUCGCCUUGAUGAGGCCGAAGACCUGGAGCCACCUCCAGAUGGAAGCAUUCGUCUGAUUGCCGACUUACUCUGUCGGUGCAUAGACUCAGUUGGCCCGGGUGGGUGGCUUAUAAACGAUGCGAUCAUUUCCGCCGGUACAGGAGAUCAUUUCGACGGUGCAGAUUUCCUUGCCUCGCUGAAACUUGAGGUCAGCGCUGCGCUAGAAGGCGUGCAAGAGGCUGUCUUCCUACGUGGCAUCAUCUCCGAGGCGGCAAGAUUCGGUUCCAGCGCGUUGGCUGUUACUGCUUACAAGCCGCGGAAAGCAGGCGAGAACAAGUCGCUUGUCUCCAGAGAUCUGAAGACACGGGAGCUUAAACCAAUUCACAGUGCCGAAUCCGCCAUGCUUCCACUAGGCAUGAAGGCGAACAACAAAAUAUCUGCGGAGAAGAUAUACUCGAAUGGUGAGGUGGUAACGAGGAGCAAGAGAGAAGUCGGCUCGCACAUCAGCAAGAAGGUCCAGGCCUACUCGCUGGAGCGCAUUGUCAUUUGA